Messenger RNA from Sebastes umbrosus (honeycomb rockfish), 6701 nucleotides. Its product is annotated as caskin-1. The transcript is spliced from 22 exons. The record is from RefSeq and is a predicted model, not a curated record. The coding region runs from base 588 to 4853 and encodes 1421 amino acids. NCBI's taxonomy places the organism in Eukaryota, Metazoa, Chordata, Actinopteri, Perciformes, Sebastidae. Gene Ontology annotation, molecular function: protein binding.
GUGUGUGUGCAUAUGUGACUGUGAAUGUGCGUGUGUGUGUGUGUGUGUGUGUGUGUGUGUGUGUGUAUGCAUGCGCACCGAAGCUGGCGCGAGCUGGUCCAGCAGCACCGCGCGGCGGCGACAGCAGCGCGGUCACACCGUUAAACAUCAUUCUGCGGAUUAUUGAGGGCUCGUGAGAUUUGAGGGGUGCAGGAGGAUUUGACCCAGCAGCAUCAUAGAGGAGGGCGCUCGAGCUCCACUGUUUUUCACGCACGGCACGCACGUAGACCCGGUGAAAUCGUCACGCGGAUAGAAUCUGUCGCGGCGCGUGUGUGUGUGUUCCUGCAUCCCGGUACAGAGAGGAGAGGUCCGGUCCGGUCCGGUAGCACCGCGUGGAGGAGGAGGUAGAGAGCGCUGGAGACUCGUGGUCGAACCGGAGCAUCCCUCUCUCCUCCCGGCAGCAUCCAUCAUCCCUCCGCGCCUCAGCUCCAGCGGGAGGCCCGGAGCGGCGGCAGGAUGUAGCAGCGGAUUAACGGAGGAGAGAGGAGCGGGGCGCUCAGAGGAAGAGAGCGGGACCGAGCGGACUGAGGCGGGACGGAGGAGGGGACAUGGGGAAGGACCAGGAGCUGCUGCAGGCCGUGAAGACCGAGGACCUCCUGACUGCUCAGCGGCUUCUACAGAGACCUCGGCCGGGGAAAGCCAAGCUCCUCGGCGCAGCAAAGCGAGUGAACGUCAACAUCCAGGAUGCAGACGGGUUGGCACCGCUGCACCAUGCUGCUCUGAGUGGUAACAAGGAGCUGAUCUCUCUGCUGCUGGAGGCCCAGGCAGCCGUGGAUAUCAAAGACCAUAAAGGGAUGCGUCCUCUGCAUUACGCCGCAUGGCAGGGGAAGACUGAACCAAUGAAAAUGCUGCUGAAGUCAGGCUCGUCAGUCAACGGGCAGUCAGAUGAAGGACAGAUCCCUCUCCACCUAUCAGCUCAGCACGGACACUAUGACGGGUCGGAGAUGUUACUACAACACCAGUCCAACCCGUGUAUCUCAGACUCAGCUGGGAAAACACCUUUGGACCUCGCCUGUGAAUUUGGACGUGUCGGAGUGGUCCAGCUCCUGCUGAGCAGUAACAUGUGUGCAGCCAUGCUGGAACCGAAACCCUCCGACCCCAACGGAGUGUCACCUCUACACCUCGCUGCCAAGAACGGACACAUUGAUGUCAUACGGUUGCUGAUUCAGGCUGGUAUAGAUAUCAACAGACAGUCCGAGUCUGGCACAGCGCUACAUCAGGCAGCCCUCUGUGGGAAGACAGAGGUAGUGCGCCUGCUGCUGGAUAGUGGGAUCAGUGCCGGGGUGAGAAACACUCUGAGUCAAACAGCCUUGGACAUCGUUAACCAAUUCACCACCACACAGGCUAGCCGAGAGAUCAAACAACUACUGAGAGAUGCCUCGGCUGCGAUGCAGGUGCGUGCGCUGAAGGAUUACUGCAACAACUACGACCUGACCAGCCUCAACAUCAAAGCUGGAGACAUUAUCACGGUUUUGGAGCAGCACUCUGAUGGCCGAUGGAAAGGCUGUAUUCAUGACAACCGCACAGGAAAUGACCGUGUGGGCUACUUCCCCUCCAACAUGGUGGAAGUCAUCAAGAGGGCAGGUCACUCCCCCUCCCAGCAGUGCCACACCCUCCUGCUCCGCAGGCCCAACCCCUGUCCCAUAUCCACGAUCAACGGACACUCAUACCCCCCCUCCAAAGUCCUCCCCCUGCAUCUGCCUCCCCCUCCUCCCCCUCACCCCAACGCACAGUCCCUCCCACGGUUCUCCUCCUUUGGGUACGUUCCUCUUCCCAUCUCUCCUCCUUCUCUGUCCACUCCUCCUCCUCCUCCUCCUCCUCCUCCUCCUCCCCCUCCUCCUCCUCCUCUCUCCACUUCUCAGGAGCAGCAGAGUCAGACAGGUGCGCGGACCGCUGAGCUGAGUCCUCAAGGUUCUCCAACUCUGGGACAGCAGAGCAGCACCAGUGAGGAAAUCUGGGUGCUACGCAAACCGCUGUCAGGUGCCGAGCGCAGCGGCAGCGUGGGCAGCAUCGGCAGUAUUCGGUCAACCAGUAGCUUGCAGAGCUCUGGAAACACACAUGUUCUGACCACCCCCGCACCCAGUCCACAUCCGGCACCCACACCAGGGGUCAACACACACGGCCUUAACGCUCCAGGCCUGCACGCACAAGCUGAAGGGGUGAAGCUCCUGGCCACCGUGCUGGCCCAGUCGGUAAAAGCCAAGGAGCAUCUCUUGGAGCAGUCGCAGUCUGUUGAGCAGUCAGCGACUCAAGGCUCCUCCAGUUGCACAGUUCACGAACAGCGAUCGUUUGAACGGAAGACAGAGGAGGAUGAUGGGAAAAAGCAGGCAGUAGUGGCGUGGCUGGGUGAGUUUCAGCUGCAGUUCUACACCACCCACUUCCUCACCGCGGGAUAUGAUCUAGACACCAUUAGCUGCAUGACCCCUGAGGACCUGACGGCAAUCGGAGUCAUGAAGCCUGGACAUCGAAAGAAGUUAACAUCAGAGAUCAGCAAGCUGCCCUCCACAGACUGGCUGCCAGACCACAAGCCUGCCAAUCUGGCAGACUGGCUGUCUCACCUGGGUCUUAGUCAGUACUACCAGGUCCUGGUGCAGAAUGGGUAUGAAAACAUUGACUUCAUCUCCGACAUCAGCCUUGAAGAUCUGCAAGAGAUUGGCAUUACCAAACUCGGCCAUCAGAAGAAGCUGAUGUUAGGAGUGAAGAGACUGAAGGAGCUCCAGAAGGGAGAGAGAAGCUCUGAGCCUCCUCAGAGCCCCUCUACACCUCCAUCCAGCCCAGGUAGCAGCACCGGCUCAGAGCCCCGCAAGGAGGUGAGGAAGCAGAGGGAAGGCGGCCCCAGCCCGCUCGCCAAACCUCGCCCAGGUCUCACACAUUCACAGACCCCUCCCCACUCACUGACACAAAGCCCACCACAAACCCCCCCACACGGCCGAACCCAACAGGCCUCCCCCAGGGCUCGGCCGCGCCCCUCCACUCAGAUGGCGUCAGUAGAUUCGUCAGUACCGCUGCUUCGCCUGCCCAGUGAGGAGGAAGAGCGACGGAGGACUCACAGUCUAAUUGGCUCAGAAUCAGACUCUAGAUACGCCACCGUGUGCCGCAGCAGCUCCUCACAUACCGCCCCUAAUGAUGUCACUGUUAACCGCAGCCAAUCAUCUGUCACCCUCCGUCCCCGUCGGAAAGGUCGGCCCCCGACACCACCUAAACGGUCCUGUUCUUCCAUUACUGGGGGUGACGGGGAGGGAGAGGGACAGGUGGAGGGGCUGCUCGGGCUGCCAACCUAUCGAGAGCGGCGAGCCAGCGACUGCGGCAGCCUGGGAUCAGCUUUGAGAUCUCAGGAAUCAGCAGGCCUGGAGAGAUCAGAGGGGGCUUCUGGGAGUGUUCGCAGCCUUGCCGCCAUGCUGGAAACAUCCAUCGUAGGUGGAGCCAAAACCCUGCCGAGGAAUCUGGGAGGCAGCACCAACUACCUACAGGUGAGUCCGCCAUUACUUCGUCGGCAGGCAGGUGCAGGCGGUCUUGGAGCUGAUGAUGAUGAUGUCUUAAGUCGGCGCAGGACCAUCAGUGGACCAGAAGGCCUUCCUGGUGAUCAGAUCGACCUGUUACCUCGGCAACCAGCCCAGCAACGUCCAGAGCCUCGGCCCCGCUCCACCGUGGUCUCCUCAGCAUCAGAGAUCACAGACGGCACGGCGACGCUCCGAAGGAGGCCACGUCCUCCGCCGACAGACUCUGAGGCACCUGCAUCCGUGGAAACCAAUGCUGUCACCAUGACAACCGGCUCUGACACCAUACGCAGGAGACAACGCCCGUCCGAGCAUACAGAAAGUGUCAUUCAAAGCAAUAACCAAUUAGACUCUCCCAGCAGUCAAACAGAUAGCAGCCAGAAAAACGGAGGCGAGCCGCAGCAGAACGGCGGCGUGGUCCUGAGGCGGAGGCCGGUCUCUGAGGUAUCUGAUAAGACGGAGGCCAACAGAGAGAGCUGUGAGUGGAUGGAGGCUAGAAAGUGUCUGAAGCCGCCGGUAUCACCCAAACCGUCCACAGUCACCCUGAGGAAGGCACAAGCUGACCCCCCGACACCGACUCGCAGGGUACCCAUACCCGGGCCCGAUAAUACUGAGAUGGCACAGAGCCCUGACUCGAAGCGCGUCCCUCCUCCUAUAUCACCGAAACCCCGAGGGCCUCCAACAGCACCUAAACCAGGCAAAGCAAUAGUAGCUUCAGCUGCCUCGAGUCCUGCUGCUACCAGCCCAGCUGCAGCCAGCCCCACCCCGGCACCCAGACCCUCCUCUCCGCUCUCCGCCGCUCCUCUUCCAGCUCCUGACACCCCCUCUGCUCCCUCCCUCUCUCCGGGACUUCCCCUUACUUCCCCCUCUCCGGCCCAGAGCCCCUCCACGCCCUCGCCACACCCUGUCAAACCUCCCCGCUCCUCCAUCGCCGGCCUCUCCAUCGACCUGCUGGGAGGACGGGAGGCGGAGGAGGAAGAGGAGAGGAGGAGAGAGGAAGAGGAGAGGAGGCGAGAGAGGGAGCACAGAGAGCAGGAGGAGGAGGAGGAGAGGAAGAGAGCAGAGGAAGAGAAUCUUAGGGAGCUGGAGAGUGGAGUAGAGGAAGUGGAGCAGGAGGAGGAGGAGGAGGUGCAGCAUCGUUUGGAGGAGACCAGUGCCUCCUUGGCUGCAGCCGUGCAGGCUGUUGAACAUAAAAUCAAAGAGGAGGACGCACAAAAUGACGCUCUUUCCAGCAAAAAAUCCACAGUCUCCAUCUUGGACGACAUCGGCAGCAUGUUUGACGACUUGGCAGACCAACUGGAUGCGAUGCUCGACUGAUCUCCUGCCCACGUCUCAUCUCCAACAGGCCCUUUUCCCUUCACCCCACCCUCAUCAUGUGUAGGUGUAUCAAGAAAACUCUCCCAAGGCUCGACGCUGGCGCUCUGAGAGUGUGUGUGUGUUUGAGCGCUUCUCAUGUAGCCUUGUACAGUAAUACCGAGGAGGGGGUCCUCUUCGUCUGGCGCAGUAGCUCUAGUGCACCUCCCGAUGCGAGGAGGAGGCCGCUCCCACACAACCUCUGACCUCUGCAGCCCAGCGAGUCGCCGCCGAACGCCGAACGCCGCCGCCGCCGCCACCCAGCCUCAGACAGCUGCGUGGACCCAGAAGCACAAUCAUUUUCCUCAUCCUUUUAUCUCUACAGACUCUGACAGAGAUGCUAAGUCAGUCAGACGGGGAGGCAGACAGAUAAGCAUAUUGCUUGCAAAAAAAAAUAAGCACAUAAACUGAGUGACAGACAGGCAGAUAGAAAGCUUGAUAGAUAGACAAGAUGCAUACAGAUGAGAUACCGGAAAGCGUUUUUAAAAGCACAUGGAAAAGACAGGCCGCUUUCUGAGUCUGUCCCACUCCUGCGAUGUCAAAAGGAUGCAUUUACUCCAGAUGAAUCGCAGCCUCUGUUUCUCUUCUGUAUGAGUGGAGGAUUGUGGUUAGCCGGACUUCCUGACCUGUGUGUUGUCUCUCUUCAUGUUGUUGUUGUUGCUGUUGUUGUUAUCGUUGCCGUUGUUGUCGUUACGACUGUGUGUAGUCCCUGCUGAUGCUCAUGUCAAUGUCCUCCCACUCGUACAGUAGUUAUUCUAAUGAUCAGAACGACGAUAUAGAUGUGUGUCCACGAGACACUCGCAUACAAAACACACACACAACAUUGGUUUUAAUCUCGCUGGUGUUCUGCUUCGUUGGUGUUUCGCUCCAUCUAUGGAGGUUUGCUUGGAAAUGAAUCUACACAUUUACAUAACAUACACACAAUUACAUGCAAAGACACAUAUAUACAAGCACACUCAUGCCGUGUAUCCCUUUGUCCUGCUGCAGUGAACAGUGUUUUUGAAAAGAUAAUCCUAUAUUUCAAUGCUUUAUAUAGUACAUCCAGUAUACAUAGAGUUUAUAAUAUACCUGGGUAUUUGAGCUGUUAGAGCUCCCUCUAGUGUUGGUUAGUGAAACUGCCUCUAAUCUGCCCACCUGCCAUCUUGUCUCCCCCUCCUUUUGACCCCCCUCUGUGUCUGUUUUGUUAACUCUGCAUCUCUCUGUGCCUUGGUAGUGUUCUUUCAUAUAUUUUUUUGUCUUUUUUUUCUUGUUUUCCACUCACAUGUUUAAUGGUUUAUCUGGAUCCUUACAAACCCUUGCUCCUCGUGUGUCUGUGAUGUCAAAAGUAGCUUAUAGGUUGAGUUGUGAGUCCUAUAUGAUCCCCUAAAAUCAAUCACCCUGUCUGCAGUCCUGCUGUAACCAUUGAGAAGCCUCUGCGAGCCCAUACUAUAAGCGCCCUCUGUAAGCUGUAAUAAACUGGCUCCGCUCCGCUCCUCCUCGGCUUCCCCAGUUUUCAGUGGUCCCCCCCAUGUAGGCCAGACAGUGGAUCAACCACCAGUGUUCAUCCCAAUGAAGAGUCCACUUGUAUUUUUAUGCUCUUUGAAAACAAAGAUAUAUUUGAGAGACAGAUGGUUCUAUGUGAAUAAUAAUAAUAACAAUAAUGAUGAUAAUUAUAGACAGGAGAGGUGAGCUGAUUGAGCCUGUACAUUUAUGGUUGAGUUCUGGAUGUGUUGUGACGGCUGUUGUGCCAUGGUUGGGUUUAGGUUGUGUUUCUGCUGUGACGAUGCAUUCCUGUACAGCUGUGAUCAGAAUAAAUGUAUAAAUUAAACCUUA